AGGGACUCGGAUAUGAAGGAGCUCAUUGUUCAACUUCAUAAUGAGGUUCGAAGUAAGAUCGCUAGAGGGGGUUGCAAUCAGCCUAAAGCUGGAUGUAUGGGACCUGUGGUGUGGGAUGAUGAACUAGCAAGAGUUGCUCAGAAGUGGGCAGAUCAAUGCGCAGAUGUAGAUUACAAGGAGGAUUAUAAACGACAAGAUCCAAGCUUAUUCCAUGAUCCCCAUCCCAACAGAAAAGUGUUUUCCUUCAGUGAUUGGAGGGGAGUUGGACAAAACGUGGCCAGAGAUAUAUCAAGAGGAGUCACUGGAAAAUUCAAUGCAACAAGUCUAAUUGGGCACUGGUUUAGACAGAUCAGACUUUUUGAUCCGGAGGGAGUAAAGGCAUUCGGAUCCGGGAAUCAGUGUGGAACAGGAGUUGGAUAUUAUACUCAGCUAGUCUGGGAGAAUACUACUCACGUUGGCUGCGGUUGGUCACAAUUUCAGUAUAGAGGGUUCCCGGGUUACUUUGAGAACUUCCUUGUGUGCAACUAUGGACCUGCAGCAAAUAUCUGGAAGGAUCCUGUAUAUACUGUUGCUAACUCUACCUGUGAUUGUCCUUGUGUUGACUGUGAUCAGGCUGCUGGGAUGUGUCCCGCUAACCCAAGAUAUGGGAGCUGGUCCUCGUGGGGCUCUUGGGGGCGCUGCUCCAGAAGUUGUGGAGGUGGGGAGCGGGACAGAAAAAGGGCAUGUACUGCUCCAUCUGUAGACGGUACAGUACGCGAACCCUGUCCACUAUGCAAGGGAGAAGGUGCACAAGCUGAGAAGUGUAAUGUAAAAAAAUGUCCGAUUUGGACCAAAUGGACUCCUUGGUCUGAUUGUUCAGUAAGUUGUGGAACUGGAGAACGAACACGGCACAGGGUUUGCGGAGAAGGAGAAGAAGAUAAAGGGGCAUGUCCAGGGGAGAGUAUUGAGUAUGAUGAGUGUAGUCCUGGUCCAUGUCCUGCAUGGACUGCUUGGACUGCUUGGACCGGAUGUAGUCGAAGUUGUGGUGGUGGUAGGAGGAAGAGGUUGCGUGAAUGUGGCGUAGAAAGGACGGCAGAUUGCACAGGACCAAACCAAGAAGAACAGGACUGUAAUACACAGAAAUGUCCUGUUUGGACGGAUUGGUCAGAUUGGACUGAAUGUACUCACUCAUGUGGAGGAGGACAGAGGAAGAAGGUUCGAGAUUGUAUUCUGCCUAAAGCUGAGUCUGCAGGAUGUGAAGGGGAAAAGGAGGUGAUAGAGUCCUGCAACACGAAUAAUUGUCCAGACUGGACUCCCUGGACGGAUUGGACUCCUUGUACCAAGUCCUGCGGCGAAGGAUCCAAAACACGUGGUAGAGAAUGUUUAAUCCCUGCUGAUAGAUCUGGAGUUCAAGGCUGUCAAGGGGAAAGUUUAGAGACUAUGAAGUGUAACAUCCAGAGCUGUCCAAUAUGGACUGAUUGGAGUGAAUGGGGUAGCUGCAGUGUAAGCUGUGGAGGAGGGGAGCAGAGUAGGAACCGAGAAUGUGUUCUUCCUAAGGAUGCUGCUGGCUGCAUUGGAGACCCAACAGAAACAAGAGCUUGUAAUAAGGAUGUCUGCCCUGUCUGGACUGAUUGGACCGACUGGACAGUCUGCUCAGCUAGCUGUGGUGGUGGAACAAGGACCAAGGUGCGAGAAUGUAUUUUGCCUGAUGUUCGAGGAGCUCCUCAAUGUCCCGGACCAGACAAGCUUACAGAAUCCUGUAAUGAAAAGUCAUGUCCAGUUUUGACCCCGUGGGGAGAGUGGACUGAGUGCUCUGCAACAUGCGGUGGUGGAAAGAGGUUCAAAAGGCGUGAAUGUAUUGACCCAAAGAGUGGAGAAAAGAAUGACUGCUUGGCAGAAUUAGAGCUUGAAGAGGAGUGUAAUAUCCAGCCAUGUCCAGAGUUAGGUCCUUGGUCUGACUGGACUACUUGCACUAAGAGCUGUGGUGGUGGAACACGGAAAAAGGUCAGAGAAUGUGUUCAACCACGAAGUGUAUCAGGCUGUGUAGGAGAGACAGAAGAUGAGGAGGAUUGUAAUUUACAGGAUUGUCCGAUCUGGACUGAAUGGACAGAAUGGACAGAUUGCAGUGUAACUUGUGGUGGAGGUAGUCAAAAAAGAUCUAGAGAUUGUGUUCUACCAGAUAGCAGAGCUUUUCUCUGCUCAGGAGACGAUUCAGAGGAAAGAGAAUGUAACUCUCAAACAUGCCCCGACUGGACAGAAUGGACGGACUGGGGAUCUUGCACCAAAUCCUGUGGUGGAGGAACUAGAACUAAGCUCAGAGAAUGUGUUCUUACUCGUGGACUAGAAUGCUCAGGAGAAAGCAAAGCUGUAGAAUCUUGCAAUACACAAUCUUGUCCUGUGUGGACGGAUUGGACAGACUGGACUCAGUGCACCAAGAGCUGUGGUGGGGGAACAAGAACAAAAGUAAGAGAAUGUGUCCUUCCAAAAGCAGCAGGCGAAUGCCCAGGCGAUGCGUCUACCACUGAGUCAUGUAACGAAGACAAGUGUCCUGCCUGGACCAAUUGGUCUGAAUGGACGGAAUGCUCAGUCACGUGUGGAGGGGGGUCACGUCGGCGCACAAGAGACUGUGUCGAGAGAUCUGGGGACGGGUGCACGGGCGAAAAUGAGGAAAACGAGGAGUGUAAUAUGCAAGGUUGUCCUGGCUGGAGUCCCUGGACGGAUUGGACCAACUGUACUGCUCCUUGUGGUGGAGGGUUUAGAGAGAGAGAGCGACAAUGUCUGGUUGAUGGUGUCAGGUGCAUCUGUGAAGAGGAGAAGCUCUGUGUCGGAAACUUUAAGGAAGGAGAGACGUGUAAUGAGGAGCAGUGUCCAGAAUGGACUAGUUGGACUACCUGGUCCUCAUGUUCUGUUACAUGUGGUCCUGGAUCACAGUCUAGAACAAGGAAAUGCCGCGGACUAGGAGAGUGUUCAGGUGAUGGGGAGGAGGUGAGGGAUUGUAAGGAUAGAACGUGUGUAUCCUGGAGUACCUGGAGCACCUGGUCAACCUGCUCAUCAACGUGUGGAUCUGGCUUGAAAGAAAGAAGAAGAACCUGUGGUCCUGCUGUUAGAUAUUUAGACUCCUGUCCAGGAGAAGAAAGCGAACAAGAAGACUGCAGUUCAGGUCCUUGUUCAAGCUGGAAACCAUGGGGCUCUUGGUCUCCUUGUUCAGCAACAUGUGGAACAGGAUCCCGGAGCAGGAACCGAGAAUGUUCUACGGACGCGGAUACAAGGAGUGGAAGUGCAGUUCCUCCCUGUGUAGGAGAAGGAGAGGAACAGGAAAUGUGCCAAACCAAACCAUGCCAAGGUUGGAGUGACUGGAGUAGCUGGAGUGAAUGCACAGUGAGUUGUGGAGGGGGGUCUAGAAGAAGGGAUAGAACUUGUGAAAUAACAAAUAAUAGACUAGGGUUGUUGACUUCCCCCUGUCCUGGGCCAAACCAGGAUUCUGAAGAAUGCAAUAAACAACAAUGUUCAACCACGACAACAACAACAACACAGGCUCCAAGUGUAGAUUGUGGAAACAUAAAAGUUCCAAGUCAGUUUCUAGCCUUCAACAACAAACCAGCAGUAAAUAUAGCUGAUUGCUCCUGGGACUAUUUUGGUUGUACAAACAGAUAUGGAAGCUGGCCAAACAAUAAGGACUGCUGCAUGUCUAGAUAUAAAGCGUGUUGUAUGCAGGUGAUGGGGAUGACACCUCCACCAAGUACAACAACAACAACCAUCGGAAGUAUUGGAUAUGGCCCUGAGAUAGAUAUUGAUCUUGAUAUCAAUAUUGGUACCAUUGAGAACCCAAUAGAUGACAUAGACCUUGGAAGCGGAACUGGAGUGUUUAGACCGGAAACAGCUGCACUUGUAGCUGAGAAUGAGGACGACCAGGAGUUUGAAAGCCUGAGUAACAAUUUUAUUUCCACCAACCUUGAUUCAGAAGAAUAUAUAGAUCCUGCAGACGCAUGCGCUGCAGCUGGAUUAGAUCUUUUUGGUCAACUUCUACCCCAUCCUACAGAUUGUACCAGGUUUCUCUCAUGUCAGAAGGCUGAUGAAACUCACUGGAUUGGUAAUGAGAUGAAGUGUCCUGAUGGAACCGGGUUCGAUCCUAGUCUCCGUUCAUGUAACUAUCUGGCGUACAUUAAACGAUGUAGAACAGGGAGACGGGCAAGAAUACUGCAAGGGUUCUAACCACAUGGCUAAGAGCUUACCAUUACCACCUUGCUCAGCUGGAAAUAGACUAAAUUUUGCGUUCGUUAAUCUUAUUUGUUUUUGACCAACGUAAAAGCAUAUAAAGUGGUAUGAAACGUUGAUGCCUGAAAAAUGACAUAAUUAAGCUUUCAAUACAUGUCUGCCAUUUUAUAACUGGUUUAAGAAACAUAUCAUAUUGUCCAUUGGAUUUAUUUUUGCUCAUAGCUUUAAAUAUUUAACGUUAAAGAAAGUUUGAGUAGAACUACAAAAAAUGAACAACUUUUUUAAACAAAAACUUACUAAUAUUUACUUAAACUUUCUUUAAAGUUAUGUAACUUAAUUUAGUUAGAUUUUUAAUCGGCUUUAUUUGUUAUUAAAUGAAUGUAUCUACAAAAAAAAUAAUGCUUCCAUUUUGUAUGAAUCAACAUUUGUAUUAUAUAAGAGGGAUCUUGGUGAAGGAACGAUAAUGUUACAAAUAUAAAUAAAGAUAUAUAACUC
Eurytemora carolleeae is the source of this 4689-nucleotide messenger RNA. RefSeq names its product SCO-spondin. The record is from RefSeq and is a predicted model, not a curated record. Lineage: Eukaryota; Metazoa; Arthropoda; Copepoda; Calanoida; Temoridae. Gene Ontology annotation, cellular component: extracellular region. The transcript is spliced from 31 exons. Bases 13 to 4191 code for a protein of 1392 amino acids. Gene Ontology annotation, molecular function: chitin binding.